GGCUGAAUCCUGCCCUGAUGGGUUUGGUCUCUUGUGUUGUGAAGUGGGAAUGGACACUUGAUCUCACUUCCCUGGCUAAGCGACUCUCAAGGCCGCUGGAACAAGGACGUGCAAAACGGCCAACUCAAAAGAAAGCAAACGGGGACGCGGUUUCUGAGCCUUAAUAAAAGUGCAAAUGCUCAAAUGAAAGACCCUGAUACUAUGUUACAAAACUGCUCCAGCCGUUCCCCCAGCCUCUUCCCCUCCCUCCCUCGUGGCUCCGGAAGGGGCGGCGCUGGGCGGCCGUUUGAACGCGGGCGGGAGCCUCGGCGGCGCUGCUCCGGGCGACCCAGCUACUUUGUCCGAGAAGAGCGGCGGCGUAAGCGCGGGUUCUCUCUCCCUCCGCUGGGCUCCCGGCAGGUCCAAAGCCGAACCCGCGACGGACCCUCCUUCGCGGGGAUGAGCGCCUCCGCUCCGGGCCCUUCCGGGCUCAGCCGCGGCUCCUCGCCGGAGCUCCAGCGCCGCGGCCGAGCGGAGGAGCUGCUCCGCACCGAAGGGCGAUACCUGGAGCAGCUGGAAGGGGUCGCGACGUACUUUGUGGUCACCCUGAAGGCCAAGGGGAUCUUGAACCCGGACGUCCAUGAGAUUCUCUUUGGACCCUGGGAGUCCAUCUGCUCCGCCAGCCGGACGCUGCUUUUCCACCUGGCCAGGGGCCAUUUUGCAUUAGGACUGGAGAGUUUCUGCCACCAGCUGGUGUUCUAUGUCCAUUAUGCAGAGAAUCUGGAAGCGGCUCAGAACAUCCUGAAGAAACUGGUAAGGAAGAACAAAGCUUUUUCCCGCUUCAAGAAGCUUCAGGAAUCCCGCCCAGAGCUUAAAGGUUGCCGUCUGGAAGAGCUGCUGCCGCUGCCCCUGCAAAGGCUCCGUCAGUACAGACACUUGCUGCAAGAUUUGGUGGAGCAGACUCCCCCGGAGAGCACUGGAUUUGACCAGCUCCAAGGGGCCCUAAAGUCUGUCUUGGAGGUCCUAAACCGAGUCCAGGAAAUUGCUCGUGUCCGUCAGAACCUGGAGGAGAUGAGACAGAUUCAGAAGCAGCUGAAGGGACGGAAGACCCAAGUGCUGGCUCCAGGGCGGUGGUUUCUCCAGGAAGGUUGGCUGAUGGAGGUCCCCUCCAAGGGGAAGGAGAUGCAGCGCAGGAGGUGCUUCCUUUUCUCUGAUAUCUUGUUGUUAGCCAAGCCUUGCCACCCGCUCCAUCCUUGGAAUUCACACAAGUUUGCUUGCCAGGCCGUUUACCCUCUCAGUCACUGCGUUGUGGAGAAGGUCUUUGGUCACACUCAGAGCCAAGGAGGGCUGCUCAGUCUCUCCUUCCCACAAAAAAAGUUACUAUUGAUGUCUUGCAAUCAGGAGGAUUUUGCCAAAUGGCACCAGAAUCUGGUGGUGGCUAUCAGAGAGCUUCAGGUCUGUGGCAGCCCACUGGCCCAGAAGGCCAAGUGAGCCAGCUGGACUCUGCAGCAAACCUCCUGUGCGCCCUGGAAGCUGUGUGUGGCAACCUGCCAACUUGCAGACAUCAGUGCUACCCUCCUUUGGACCACUAACUCCAUGCAUGACCCUAACUCAGCUCUAUCCUUGGUUCAGUUCUCUGUUCCUUCCGUCCAGAGAAGCAGAAUGUGAGGAACGGCCCUUUCCUUCCCCUUGGAGGCUGCUACCUCCAGAAGAGUGCCACUUAUUGAGCCUAGAGACAGGGAGCCCCUGCCCUGGGAUAGCCUGCUCAGCGACUCUCAUGUGACGCAGUGGGGCAAAAAUGAUUCAGAUUCUACGCAAACCACUUUUCACACCCAUGGAUCUUGCACAACGGGAUGUAGAAGUCUAUUUUCUUCUAAUAGUUAUGAACGAUGGUAGUUUUUCCUUGUGAAUUCUACUGAGAGAUUAGUUUUGUCUGUCAAGAUAGGAAAACUUCCGGGCUGGAACUCUAGUGGUUUUUUUCAAAAAAAUGCCAGGGCAGGACCUCAAGACUGCGUGCUUGGGAACUAAUUACUCUAUAAUCCAAUUUCACUAGGGCAGACAAACUGCUGCUUGAAGCAUAUUCAAAAUCUUGCAGCAUGUUUGCUAUGCAGUCAGAACCCUAAAUGUAGACAAACUUUGGUGUUCUUGUAAUCCUAUUCUCAGUAGAUAUUUAAAAAGCUGAUCAGUUUUGAAUUUUUGUUGCUAAAAUGGAUGUGGGUGGGGGAGAUCUUCCAGCUCCUCAAAUUUCAGAUAAUAGAAUCCAUUAUUUUAGGGAAGGGAGAAGCAGUUUACUGUGGCUUUUUAACAAUUUUAAUAUGAUUUAUUUUAGCAAUAUAAUUUCUACAAUAACAAUUACAUCUAAAAUGAGUAGAUGCAAUAAGCGAAUCACUUAGGACUUUGUUUUCAAAUGCAUCUUGUUCUGCAAUGUGUGAACCUAAAACCCAUGGGAACCCCUGCCCACUAGGUUAGGUCUGUCUGCAGUGAUACUAUCUGUAAUGCUGAAAACUGCAGGGGGAUGGGUAGGGAAAGGACAGUUCUGUAACUGUCAAAGGAAUAAAAGUUUUCUGAAUGUAUUUUUUUAUUCCAAAAUGUUGCAGUAGGGAAAAUUAUGCUUUCUUAAAUGGAUACCUGCUUUAAGAAAAUGCUAGAGAUGACUUAAAGACGGUCUAGUAAUAUAAUUAUUAGUAGGUUACUGUACUUCUUUAAGAAGAAAAAGAUCAUGUGAGGAAAUAGCCCAAAAGAAAUGUUAAUAUUAAAUUUGGCAGAUUUUGGUAGCAACACUGUAAUUAACACAUCCUUCUGUGGAGGACAGUGGACAGGCAUUCUCAAUGGUGGAAGUGUGUGUGUGUGUGUGUGUGUGUAUAUAUAUAUGGACACACACGUGUGCAUCUCUAUACAGGGAUCCUGAAACUAGAGAGAAACUUGAGGGAAAUCACAAAACACCUUCCGGUGUUUUAUACUGGCUCAAUAAGAGAGGAAAAAGUUCCUCCUGCUUUGACAGAAACUGUCCUUCACCAGUUCUUCUUUUGUGAGAGGAAAUAACAGUCCUUCCCCUUUUCUUAGUUAAUUCCAUUGCAGAUGUCACUCGCCUUAAGACAGAGUAUGCCAGUGGUGGUGAACCUAUGGCACACAUGCCAGAGGCGGCACUCAGAGCCCUCUCUGUGGGUACGCGUGUCAUUGCCCCAGCCCCGCCUCCCUCUGUAGCCCCCUCCUCACCAGCAGCCCCCCCCCGAGGAGAGUCUGCCCCAGGCACGGCCCUUGUGGAGCAGCGCAGCCAAGGACAUGGCAGCCGGGACAAGACUCUGCCCUUGUGCCCCAUCGUGUGCAGAUGAUGCUGCAGACUGCGGGCGUGGCUGCCAUGGCACUGCAAGGCCGCCUGGGCGAUUUGCUGCAGAGGGCCAUGGAGGCAGUGAGUGGCCCUGUAGGUGGGCGGGCCAAGGGCAGAGCGUGGGCGGGCUGGGGCAGUUUUUGGGCACUCGGUCUCUAAAAGGUUCGCCAUCACUGGUCUAUGCACCAUCUCUUUGUCCAGCUGCUUAAGUCGGAGUUUGACCAUUCCAAAAGCAAAAGGCAAUUAGUAAGAAAAAAAGGCUUCUCACCCAAUUUGCUUCCCCAAAUGCGAUGAACACGGACACAGAAUUCCAUUCUUGUGUUACCAAAGCCUACACUGCUUUAAGCAAUGUAAAACUAAUAGGCUUUUUAAAAAUUGCAUUAAAAAAAGAUAUUACAAAUAUUCCAUUCAUUAAAUAUUUCAUGCUUUCCCCCCAGAAUUUGAUUUGGUUUGUAUGGCUGCCAGUCUCACCUAAGCGGCUCUGGGUGGCCAUAUAAAUUUAUGUACGAACAAGCAUAAAAAUAUUACAACUAUGUAUUGUAUUAAUUUUAAAGAAAAUUGUCCAGGAAUGAGGAACAACUGAAAAUAUUAAAAUAUAUUUGAAUCACAACAUACAGCAGGUCAAGUGCAGUGAAAGGGAUCCUCAAGGAAAUUACCGAGAUUGUAGAGAAAUUUAAUUCUUUGCACUGAUUUUUCUUCAAAAUAUAGGACAGGUAUGCAACUCUGUGUUGACUUUCUCAGAGAGGUGACAAAGUACCCUGGGAUAUCUUCAAUACCAAAGCUAUGAAUUACCAAGCGUUGAUGGCAUCCAAGGAAAAUUGUUCAACGAGAAACAGAUGACCUAGGAAAAAUUCACAGCUUGUUCUUGAAACAAGUAACAGGGCCAGAGGACCUGGUAAGAGUAACCAACGUGACAUCAAUAUUCCAGUUGGGCACCUGGAAAGAAGUUUUGUCAGCUUAACCUGUGCCCAGGAUUGUUAGGUUAAAUUCUGAUCUUGUUAAUGCUACUCUCCAAAACCCUUUGACCAAGUCCUCAUCAAUGGCUCUUCUAAACUUCGUAAUAGUGAGAUGACCAGUCCUUUUAUGAAUUGUUAACUCACUGAAAAACAGAAACAAAUAGUAGAAACCUGAAAGUGUUAGGACUUGCUUAUAAAUGACUUAAGGAAAAAGCUAUUCCAAUUGCAAAAUGCCAAAGUGAUUGUGAAGUGCUUGAGGAAGAGGACCUCCUUAAAAUAAAUUGACUGCUGUGGUGGCAAAACGCAGUCCCACGUACAGCAUUCACUCCACACAUGAGACCCUAUUCCACCCCCCCCCCAUACACCUGAACUGCUUAAAGUGCCCUUGUAUUAAAGCAUUCCCAACUGGCUGCAUUGACCCUGAAUGACAACAGAGGAAUCAGGAAUUGGGGGCCCAGUAACUGAAUAUAUUCACUGGCCAUAUCUCCGUGUAUCUAAGCAGAAAGGGGUAAGUAAGGCCAUCCAGGUGGGUUUAUCAAAAUCAUUCCAACAUCAUGGUGCAAUUUACAGUUGUCUUUGUCUUACCUUUGUAACAUAGCAUAUCAAAAAAUAUACAUGUUGUGACUCUGCUUUUCAUCAAGGCUGCUCGGCAAGCUUAGAGCCGAGUGCACACUGAAAGUUAUUUGUUUGCUUAAUAAACAUGUCAUAUCUUCAA
Crotalus tigris (Tiger rattlesnake) is the source of this 4978-nucleotide messenger RNA. It is a transcript of the gene ARHGEF39, whose product is annotated as Rho guanine nucleotide exchange factor 39. Gene Ontology annotation, biological process: positive regulation of cell migration. NCBI's taxonomy places the organism in Eukaryota, Metazoa, Chordata, Lepidosauria, Squamata, Viperidae. The coding region runs from base 184 to 1470 and encodes 428 amino acids. Gene Ontology annotation, cellular component: plasma membrane. The record is from RefSeq and is a predicted model, not a curated record. The transcript has 9 exons. Gene Ontology annotation, molecular function: guanyl-nucleotide exchange factor activity.